This is a messenger RNA of Panicum hallii, 769 nucleotides long. RefSeq lists its product as uncharacterized. The coding region runs from base 179 to 544 and encodes 121 amino acids. The record is from RefSeq and is a predicted model, not a curated record. NCBI's taxonomy places the organism in Eukaryota, Viridiplantae, Streptophyta, Magnoliopsida, Poales, Poaceae. Gene Ontology annotation, biological process: response to auxin. The transcript has a single exon.
CCCAACGGCUCGUUCAACCUCCAUGUCGUUUGAUAUAAACGAGUAACGAGUUCGCUCCCUCCCAAAAGAGGCUCAGGAAGAUUCAGCUGCAGCCACCAUCCCGAGGAGCAGGCAGCAGGAGCCACCAAGAAUCAGAGCGCAACGGGAACGGCCUUCCUGCCAUAGCCGCGCCAUCGCCAUGGCCGGCUGCUGCGUCUUCCUGCGGUGGCCGUCGGCGUCGCCGUCCCGCAUCGGCUACCGCUCGCUCGACGACGAGGCCGCGGCCGCGGGCCCAUCCCCGGCGCCGGCGGCGGUGACUGUCGUGGUCGGGAAGGAGAGGCGGGCGUUCUCGGUGGACCAGCUCGUGCUCGACUCCUACCCGUUCCGGGUGCUCCUGGAGACGGUGUCGCGGAAGGAGGAGAGCCGGGGCGGGGCCAUCUUCGUCGACGUGGACGCCAUCCUCUUCGAGCACAUCCUCUGGCUCGCCUGCGACGGCCGCUCCGUCUCGCAGAUCCUACAGCUCGACCUCAAGGAGAUCAUCGACUUCUACGCCCAGGACGCCUGAUUCUCUGGUCCGGCGGCCGGCCGGCCUGCCCGUGCCCGUCCUUGGGGUGCGGCUCCUGAUUUCUUGAUCAGAUUUUUUUAUUCAUUUUGUUCUUCUUCAUCUUAUGUGCUAAUUAAUGUGCAUAUUGAUGAACUUCUGUUACAAUGAUACUGUUGGAAAUACACUGAAGUAUAAACACAUGGCCGGUAGCCAUUUCUGACUGACUGCCGUGCACUUCUUUGGUUA